Molecule: messenger RNA, 3971 nt
Organism: Sipha flava (yellow sugarcane aphid)
Lineage: Eukaryota; Metazoa; Arthropoda; Insecta; Hemiptera; Aphididae
Product: erythroid differentiation-related factor 1
Exons: 20
Coding region: 331-3912 (1193 amino acids)
Biological process (GO): positive regulation of DNA-templated transcription
Source: RefSeq, a predicted model, not a curated record
GUUGUGUGUGGCAGCCGCCAGAUAACGGUAUUAUUGUCAGUCUGUUGUUUUCUUUUGUACCCGUGGUGGUAAUUAAGACACAUCGGAAAAUGUGAACUUCUUCGACUCAUGGUCACUAUUCGUGUUAUUUCUGCUUCAUUUUGUUAGAUUCCGAUCAGCGCCCUUGUCCCUUUUCGGAGGGUGAUGCUUAUCGACCUCGUCGUUUGUCGUCGAUGCCAUUUUUAAUGCGUUGCGUAUGAAACCGAUUCGAAUAUUGAUUGUUAUCGAUUCGAUGGUUGUUCUUAACAUUUAACAUAUGUAUGUAUAAGUAUAUAGUAACAUUUAACAACAAUGCCGGACACGGACAAAAGUUUAUUACCAAACAAUCGCGCGGUCGUGGACUCUAAAAACAAUAUUAUGAAUUCUCUACAAGUGUCAAAAACUGAAAGUCAUACUAUUAAAUCAAAAGCUGUUGUUAAGUAUUCUUCUGUCCUACGACCUGCCAAUUUCGCUCAUCUUCAAUGUAACACUGAUCUGAAUUUACCACCAUCAAAUUGGUUGAGCAGUGCAGCAGAAUCUUAUGGAUUACAACACAUGUCUUCUCAUUCAGAUGGGUUUUCUAGUUUUCAAAUGGCUCAUAUGUUUCCUGAUUGCAUUGGUGAAGUGGAUGUAGUAUCAGAUGCUGAAAACAUUAAACGCCUAUUGAAAAUACCUUACAGCAACAGAUCUGUUAGCAUGAUGGUUCACAGAAUUGAAAAUACAUUACUUAUAGAUGAAUUUGAUGUUCACAAACACUUGAUGGUUCAAACAGAAGAUGAUUGGGAAUGGUUAAGAAAAUUUUUCUACAAUCACAUUUUAGAAUCUUUUGAUAGAAAGGAAAAAUGUAUCACUCACAAAGUGAAUACUUUUGAUGUAAUUCAACAGAGAAAUCUGAAUUCAAAGUUUUUGCAUUAUAGCAUUGCUGAUUCAACAAAUUCUAGUAAUAACAACCAAUUGCCAAAUACAAUUUUACCUAGUCCACCUUCUUCAUCAGCUCCUCCUUUACCAGAACCUUCACCUGAAGAAGAAUUUCCCGAUGAUCCUAAAACCCAUAGAAUGUUUAACCAAAAUGUUUUAUGGAAUUUUGAAGAUUUAAGAAUGUUACUUGGUACAGAUUUGCCAAUUUUUGGAGGUGGCACCUAUCCUUGCCUAAGUUUAAGAUUAAGAGAUAUGUCAAAACCUAUUAGUGUGUUAACUGGGAUCGAUUACUGGUUAGAUAAUUUAAUGUGUAAUGUUCCUGAAGUUGUUAUGUGUUAUCAUUUAAAUGGUAUUGUUCAAAAAUAUGAGCUUGUAAAAACUGAAGAUUUACCAUAUUUGAAUGAUUCAAAAUUUUCACCCAAAGUUAUAAGAGAUGUUGCACAAAAUAUAUUGUCAUUUUUGAAAUCAAAUACUACUAAAGCUGGACAUACUUAUUGGUUAUUUAAAGGAAAAAAUGAUGAUAUCGUAAAGUUGUAUGAUUUGACAUCUUUAUGUUCUGAAUCAUUAGUUGAAGGACGUUGCGAAGGUCAAAAUCCAUUUACUGUUCCAGUGGCUAUGCUUUUAUAUCGUGUUGCUCGCAAUUUAAAACAUAACCCAGAUGAUGGAAGACCAUCUAGUCCAGUUACUAUCCAAAUGUUACUAAACAAUUGUUUAAAAUUAUUAGACAAAACUAAGUAUCCUCAAAUUGUUACAUCUGUGAACUACAUGUUAUCUGAUCUCUACAUUCCGGUUAGUACCAAUCCUACAUCACCAAAAUUAGAUGAUUUAACUAAUGUGGGUGAAGAUUCACUCACUUCUUGCGUUGAUCCCAAUGACGAAUCAUAUGGUUGUGAUGAUGACAAGAAGCCUACCUAUUCUGUUGACGUACAUGACCUAUGUUUAUCACACAAGAAGAAAAAUAAAUCCAAAAAACCAAAGUUUGCUUCAACAGAACCUGUAGUGAAAACAUUAGAAGAACGUUGCCAAAAAGCAUUAUAUCAUGUGGGUUGUGGUUUAAGCUGUUUACAAUAUUUUAAGAACCUUAAUCCACAGUUUAUGGAUGAAAAAAAUAUGAAAGAGAUGGAAGAUGAACCCAAAAUGGCAACAUCAUCUGAGGCUAUACCUAUGCCAUAUCUUGUGCCUGAAAUUGAUAAAAAAGUCAUAAAGGAUGAAAAGGUUUUAAAUAAAAGUAAUAAAAAUAAAAAUCGUAAACGUAAUAAAGGGAAUAUAGUUACUGAAAAUGAUGACACCACAAAUGUUCCUAGUACAUUACUUUGUAAAUCCAUUGCUGAAACUAUGCCAACUUGGCAUAAUCCACCCGAUGCCAAAGAUAGUGUUUCAUGGAAAAAACACCUUAGAGUAUUACUUUAUGAAAAAGCAUGUUUAUCAUAUGCUGUAUUAGCUGAACAUGAGUUUAUAUGUGCAAAGUAUGGAAGAGCUUUAAAGCAUUUUCGUUCUGUGUUUGAAUGCCGAUUGUGCAUUAGCAACACAAACACUAACGAUUUAUUUGGGUUUUUAUUAGGGCGUUGUGGAGAUUGCUGUUUGUUGAUUGCCCAAAACUGGGAUAAUGCUCAACAGUUUACAAAUGAGUUAGAGACUGAUGAAAAGUAUGAUUUAGAAAUAAGAGAAGCAUUAAAAGAUGAAUGUGAUGAUUAUACGCAAGAAGACUUCAAUUUGAUACCAAUUAAAUUUGAAUCAAAAGAAGAGAUGUUGAACGUUGCAGUUAACUGUUACAUACGUUCUUUAGAAUUAGAAAAAAAUGAUAAACAUAAAAAUAAUUUAAAUAGAAGAAUUGGAAAUGUUUACAAUGAAAUCACUUCAGGGUAUAUUUGUGAAAUUGCAACUGCUUUAAAAGAUAAAGUUGAAUUAAGUCCUUCUAGAUUGCAAUGGUUACUAAAACAAUCUCAAUAUUAUUUAUCAAUGGGAAUUGAUAAAUUUGAAAGUACUGAUGAUUUAAUUAACCUUGCGCUGUUGUAUUCAAACAUGGGCCGAUUGUACAGACAUGUAUCAUAUUAUUCAUCACAAUAUUUGGUUUCCUAUGGUGAAUUUUUAAAAGAUAAAGAUUUUAUUAAUAAGGCUAUUGAAAGCUAUACAAAAGGUUUGGCAGUUUUGGGCAGUCGUCGUUUUAAUACUCAACUGUGGGACAUGAUUAGUUGGGAUUUAUCCACAACUAUUUACAAUUUUGCUAUACAAUCUCAAAAUGAUCCAUCUGAAUUUAAUGAUAGAGCUGAAGCUGAAAAAGAAGUUAUCACUUUACUCCUAAAAGCUUUGAAAUAUUGUGAUUUAGAAAAUGAUUCUUCUAGAAAAUUGUUGUACGAAUUUAGAGCAGCAUAUAUUCACGAUCGAUUAGCAUCUUUGUAUCAUCAUCGUUUAAGGUGUUUGGAAGUUGACAUCCCAAAGUUUAAAACUACUCUUCACCAAUGCUUGUCUCACUAUAAUCGUGCUUUUGAAAUGUUCUUAAAAUUAGAUCGUCCAUUAGAGUGUCUUGAAAUACUUAUCAAAAUCAUUGCUCUAGAUGAGCUUCAAAUUGAUAGUGCAACAAAUUGUCAGUCUAAAGUAAAAUUUGUCAUGUCCAUUACACAAACUUUGGGGAAAUGCAGUGAUGUCUUAAAGAUGUUGAUGGAAAACAAUUUUGAAGAAACUAAAGAUAAAAGUUCACUAGAUAAUGAAUGUCUUGACAAAACCGAGCGGAGUGGUGAAGAAGACGAGGACAGCAUAAAGAAGAAAAAAAAGUUGUUAGCCCUGUUAGAAGAAAGAUUACAAUUUAUUCUGAAAUGCAUGAUUAAACUGGCUUUGGCAAAAACAUCCAAGUUAGCCAACAAAACCAAUGAGUUGAAAACAAUUUAUGGUGAGUUAUUGAGAAGAUGCAAUGAUGGUGCUGAUGACUAUUCUCAUUUACUUAGAGUAGUAACUAAGAUAGCUGAAUUACAUUUUUAAGUUUAAUUUUCUAUCUACGUUUUAUUACAAAAUAGUUGUGAUAUUAUAUUUAAUUUCCA